UACAAGCUGCGGCCGUGCCUUGGCAGCGGGUACUGCGCAGGGUCCUGGCCCGAAUUGACUCCAACAAGCAACCGAAAUUGUGCGUCUCUCUUCAGAAGGUAUAAAAAGAGCCUGCAGAUGGCAUGCCGAGGAUUUCUGAAGAUCUCUCACCAUGCUGUGCAUGAUCUCCCGGCUCACAAUCACUCCAGACAGCCCCACGUAUUCGAGCUGCCUCGAAGGCUUGCCAGGCAAACCCUACACCUCAGCCCAUCGCAACUUCGCUCAUCUGCAGGAUUCGGAGCCGUAAUUGGUCCAUCCUCUUCGCCUCAGGAAGGCCACAGCUACGAGCCCCUUGAGGACACUUCGUCGCUGACACGCGAGCUGCGCUCGUAUCUCUCUCAACAGGUCGUCUAAAUUACAAAGAUCUGGAAUCAAGUCCUUCCACACCCGCCAGUACUCACCUUGUCGCUUCGUCAUCACCCGCACUCACCACCUGUCGGGAACGCU
Molecule: messenger RNA, 486 nt
Organism: Ceraceosorus guamensis
Lineage: Eukaryota; Fungi; Basidiomycota; Exobasidiomycetes; Ceraceosorales; Ceraceosoraceae
Exons: 1
Coding region: 118-393 (91 amino acids)
Source: RefSeq, a predicted model, not a curated record